UUUAAAUUAAUACCUACGUAAUCCAAGAAGUUAUUUAUUAUUUAAUCAAAUGGCAUUUAUUGGGUAUGUAAAGUAAAAGUAAAGUAAAUAAGAUUUUUUAGGUAUACAUUAAAACUGAGACGUAAUCAAUAAUAUGAACUCACUACAAGAAUUACAGGCAAUUAUUAAAUCCAAAGAUAAUUUCACUAAAUUUGUCAUAAAUUCUGAAGUACCGGCUGUCUGCAAAAAUGAACCUUGCAUGCUCGGAGUGGAUGAAGCAGGCCGUGGUCCUGUGCUCGGACCUAUGGUGUAUGGAGUAUCCUACUGCCCUCUAAAUCGAAAGAGUAUUUUGGAGGAAUUGGGCUGUGCUGACUCUAAAGCUCUUACGGAAGCUAAAAGGGAUGAAAUAUUCACAAAGAUGUUGACUGAGGAAGACAGCCUCAAUAAUGUUGGCUGGGCUGUUGAAGUCAUAUCACCUAAUUACAUUUCCAAUUCAAUGUACAGACGAGCCAAAUGUUCAUUAAAUGAAGUGUCAAUGAAUUCUGCAAUAGAUUUAAUUAAGAAAGCUGCAGAAAGUGGUGUCAAUAUUACAGAAGUUUAUGUGGACACAGUGGGGCCUCCAGAGAAAUAUCAAACAAAAUUAUCUGAAAUAUUUCCUUCUUACAAAAUAACUGUGGCGAAAAAGGCCGACUCCAUCUAUCCCAUAGUAUCAGCAGCAAGUAUUGUGGCUAAAGUAACCAGAGAUCAUGCACUAAAAGUAUGGCAUUUUAAUGAGGGACUACAAUUGGAUCACACAGAAUUUGGCAGUGGAUAUCCGGGAGAUCCAUUAACAAAGAAAUUCAUACGCGAUCGAAUCGAUAACGUUUUUGGAUAUCCGCUUUUGGUACGGUUCAGCUGGUCGACAGCAGAACUCAUGCUGCAAGAGAAAGCGGCAGCGUGCACGUUUGAAGACGUAGACGACCUUGGCAAAGGAAAAAGUAAAAGCACCAAAACUAUCAGCUCAUUUUUCACGCUAAAGACCGAAGACAGUAAGCCUCGUAAAAGACAUAAGUUUUUUGAAGAGAGGCAUUUAAGCACUUGCACUGAUUUUGAUUAAAAGAUUUGAACAUGUACA
Bombyx mandarina (wild silkworm) is the source of this 1093-nucleotide messenger RNA. RefSeq names its product ribonuclease H2 subunit A. Gene Ontology annotation, molecular function: RNA binding; RNA-DNA hybrid ribonuclease activity. Gene Ontology annotation, biological process: mismatch repair; DNA replication, removal of RNA primer. Gene Ontology annotation, cellular component: ribonuclease H2 complex. The record is from RefSeq and is a predicted model, not a curated record. Lineage: Eukaryota; Metazoa; Arthropoda; Insecta; Lepidoptera; Bombycidae.